CGUUGAACCUCCACAAUCGGAUAGCUCAUAAAAUGGCAGAAUUUGCCCUGAAAGGUUUAGCAAUAGCCAGCAAACUUAUAGAAAGCAGAAUACGUGAACAAGUUCUUUUUGAUUUGAAGGAAACUGAUGUUGUCGGGCAGCAUUUCAGAGAGUUUUUCAUUAAACAGCUCGAAGAAAUAAAAGAGAAGCUUGAUGGUUUGGCCAGAGUUGAUCUAUUGGCAAGUUUAAAUUUUUUUAAAGAUGGGAUUACUUUACUCAACGGACACUUAGAUAAAGUUACCAUUCAAGAUUCUUCAAGGGACCAUGAAGAUACCGAAUCUUUCUCCUCAAAUCUAGCUAAAGGUCUGGCAGCCCUUGGAUUUACCACAACGAUGACAGGACCUGAUGAUGCUCAGAUAGUAGGACCAGAUCAAACCGAUAGUUCAUUUAUUGUUGAAGCGAAAGAGAAAUUCGACAAGGCUAUUGAAUGUGCUGUAAAAGCCAUAAGUAACGAUACAUUAAAGUUGAACGAUCGAAUUUUUGCAGCUAGACUACGCAUGAUUGGAACCAUUCUCAAGCAUAUCGAUGACAACUCAAUAUCCUUGACCUUAUGUAAAAGCUACAUCAGACAGCUAAACUCAAUCCCUGAAGUGUUAAAUAAUGUGAGAGUGCAUUUUAAUAAGGGAGUAGGAGCAGCAAUGAGAAAGACACUGUAUGCUGAUGAGAGAAAUGAGUUAGUUUGGUCUGUGAUCUCUAUCAACAGAGUGUUAUGGAAUUAUGCUCAUCUGUGUAAUGUCGACAGUUCUUACUACACCGACUGGCCACUUCUUGACAUUACUGAUGCAGGAAAAAUUCACCCCGUUCUUGAUGCAGCUGUUCGAGAGAUGUAUAGUUGGCUGCUUGAAGAUAAUUUGUCUUGUCCUGAAGGUAUUGCAGUAGCUCCCAAUGGGUGUUUUGUUGUUGCAGACACCUUAAAUGAAUGUGUCAAAGUGUUCAGCUCUGGAGGCUUUUAUAUGUUUGCUUGUAAGUUUCCUAAGCCAGAAAUUCAAGAUGCAGAAAAGGAGAAGGCAAAUAAGUCUCCUCAAUCUGAUGGUUCCUCUUUAUCUGUGGAAACUGAUAACAGUACAAACAAUCCCAUCAGCUUCAAGCCAAGAUGUGUCACGGUGACUGAUGAAUUCACCAUUUUUGCAGGAUCUAGCCGGGGAAGAAGGGAAGAUCAUUCCAUGCAAGCUGAAGUAUACAUUUUCAACAGUGAUGGAGAUUUUGUCAAAUCCUUUGGUAAAGAGGUUUUUAGUGUUGAUUCUGUUCUUACUAGCAUGGCGAUAGAUUCCAGUUAUGGCCGUCUACUUAUAAGUGACGACCAUGCUCACUGUAUCCAUACCUUCAACCUCAAUGGGGAGUACCUGUCAAAGCUAUGUGACUGGGAAUAUCAUGAAGGCUAUUCACACAUAGCUGUCAAUCAAAAUGGACACAUUCUGAUUACACAUUGGGAUCAUGUUCGAAUCUAUGAUAGUGAGGGAAAAUUUGCUUCCAAGUUCAAAACAGAAUAUGGAAUACCAUUAGGUGGGAUAGCAUAUGAUAGUGCUAGACAACAAGUCUAUGUGCUUUGUAAAGCAUAUAAACAUAUUGACAAGAAUUCCAAGCCAAAUUUACAAGUUUGUGAUAAAGAGUGGGAGCCUCAGGGUAUGAUUAAACUACCAAAGUCCUACAGGUCAUCCAAAGGCAUUGCUGUCACACCAACUGGUUUUGUUGCUGUUGUAAAUGUGGACAAAAAUGAAGUAAUAGUAAUAUGAAUUGUAAUACUGUACAUUUAUCCAAAGUAAUUGGUAGGUUAUUAAUUUCCUUUACAUAAUUAUAUAACUGAUAUAAAUGAAAAAAAAGAAGCUCAUUCUAUGCUUAGCAAACAAAGUCACUACCAUGUGAGGAAAAAAACUUUGUGGUGAGAAAGUUAAAGAGUGCUUAUUCCCUGAAAGUAUCAGAAUGAUAUAUGGGCAACAUAACUAAAUUAGUUCAGUGCACAGUAUAGUGUGUAAGAACUUGCUGCUAGUAUGAGCAGUUCAUAACAAAAGAAUUUUAAAAUAGGAAUAAAGAGAAACACCGGACCUUUUAAACUUGUGGGGAAGCGAACCUCCCCAGCCUAAAGGCCUGACAUGGUUAUUUGCUUUAGUGUAUAUGCUCAUAAAUUGACAGUUAUGAUUUUUUUUACCUUCUGGAAAGUAUAUUUUAUUUUAAUUAUUUCCUUAUAGUUUAAUUAAAUUUUACUGAAAAGUUGAGUAAAAUAAUGUAUUCAUAAAAUUUUA
Messenger RNA from Exaiptasia diaphana, 2279 nucleotides. RefSeq lists its product as uncharacterized. The record is from RefSeq and is a predicted model, not a curated record. Lineage: Eukaryota; Metazoa; Cnidaria; Anthozoa; Actiniaria; Aiptasiidae. Bases 33 to 1772 code for a protein of 579 amino acids. Gene Ontology annotation, molecular function: ubiquitin protein ligase activity; protein binding. The transcript has a single exon. Gene Ontology annotation, biological process: proteasome-mediated ubiquitin-dependent protein catabolic process; protein polyubiquitination.